Molecule: messenger RNA, 2142 nt
Organism: Monodelphis domestica (gray short-tailed opossum)
Lineage: Eukaryota; Metazoa; Chordata; Mammalia; Didelphimorphia; Didelphidae
Gene: HOXA9
Product: homeobox A9
Biological process (GO): embryonic skeletal system morphogenesis; anterior/posterior pattern specification; regulation of transcription by RNA polymerase II
Cellular component (GO): nucleus
Molecular function (GO): RNA polymerase II cis-regulatory region sequence-specific DNA binding; DNA-binding transcription factor activity, RNA polymerase II-specific
Source: RefSeq, a predicted model, not a curated record
UAAACACCCCUCACACACACGCGGGAGGCCGGGAAGGGCGCGCCGGCGGAAGAGAUGGGCAGUGCCUUAGGAAACCCCCUCAAGGUCCGGCGUCGGGGCAGCGGCGGCGGCGGCGGCGUCGCGUGGCCAUGUCGACUUCGGGGACCCUGAGCAAUUACUACGUGGACUCGUUCCUGCUCCACGAGAGCGAAGAGCUGGUCCCGUCCCGUUACGGCCCCGGCGCCCUGGCGCAGCCCGCCCGGCAGCCGGCGUUAGGGGAGCACCCGGACUUCAGCCCGUGCAGCUUCCAAUCGAAGGCAUCGGUCUUCGGUACUUCCUGGAACCCGGUGCACCCACCGAGUGCCAACAAUGUGCCCGCCGUCUACCACCCCUAUGUGCACCACCAGGCGCCCGUAGCGGCGGCCCCUGACGGCAGGUACAUGCGUUCCUGGCUGGAGCCCAUGCCGGGCUCUCUGUCCUUCCCGGGUUUACCUUCCAGCAGGCAUUACGGCAUUAAACCUGAACCGCUCUCGGCCAGAAGGGGUGACUGUACCACGUUUGACACUCACACUUUGUCUCUGUCUGACUAUGCUUGUGGUUCUCCUCCAGUUGAUAGGGAUAAGCAGCCCAGCGAAGGUGCGUUCUCGGAAAACAAUGGAGACAGUGAGGCCGGCGGGGACAAACCACCCAUUGAUCCGAACAACCCAGCUGCGAACUGGCUCCACGCGAGGUCCACCCGGAAAAAGCGCUGUCCCUACACCAAGCACCAAACACUGGAACUGGAGAAAGAAUUCUUGUUCAAUAUGUAUCUCACCAGGGAUCGAAGAUAUGAAGUGGCCAGACUCCUCAACCUCACUGAGAGACAAGUCAAAAUAUGGUUCCAAAAUAGGAGGAUGAAAAUGAAGAAAAUCAACAAAGACCGAGCAAAGGAUGAAUGAUGUGACCCGGGCUGCUAAGAAGGCUGGGAGAAGAUCUCACCCCCUCUUUCCUUCUCCUUCCCCCUUCCCCAGCCUCCAUGAUUCCCACACAAGCUCCAGGACUGUAUCCAGGCCUCAUCCCCAUCCCCCCCCUUCCCUUCUUCCUCUCUUCUGCAAUCCUUAUCAUUCAUUAUGUGUACCUAGUCAUGGUAGCUCUGGGCCUUGCCCAGCCUGUGGUAGAGGUACCGUAAGCUUUUUCAUUUUCUAUCCUAGGACAAAAAAAGGGGGCAUUAGUGCUGUAUGGCUGUGUGUGUUGGCUUGUAUUAAAAAAAAAAGAAAGAAAAGAAAAGAAGAAAUCUACCUGUUCCUUACUUAUGGGGGGAAAAAUAACUACCUUUUCCUAAUGCACAACUCUCUGGACAGACUGUAGAGUGUAGCGUGUGUAGUUCUUUGGUUUGCUCUGUGCGCAGCGGAGAAGGCUGCUGUAAUACUUGAACAUGUGUUUUGUUUGUGGUUAAUCAUUGUUCGUGAAUCCACUUUUGUGCUUGGGUGCCGGCCCUACCGGUUGUCAUCGUGGACGCUAGGAAUCUCAUUCGAACUCAGGUUGUGGCAAAGGGUCUAGCUCUGUAGUGUAAUAAGUCUUUCUUCUGUAUAACUAGACAGUUAACCUUUGAUUGUAAUAUAAAUAGAGUAUAUAAAAUAUCAUCCCAGUCGAGAAAAAAAUGAAAAGAAAAAAACAAAAAUCGUUAGGCUGGGAGGGAUCUGUGGACUCCAACCAACGCCUCUCCCCAACGGCUUCCCAAUCGGGACAUUUGAGUCUGUACAGUGGAUCUCUAUACUGUCUUGUCAGUUGUAUAUAAUCUAUAUAUUAAAACGGGGGGGAAACGAAAUACUCCGGCGAGCUCGAAUCUUGUUUUUGCACCAGUGAAGCCGUUUCCGAUUUCGGAGUUUUUUGUCCACGUGAAGAAGGUAACUACCUAUAGUUUACGUUAGGUUUUAACGAGGGGGGACGAAUGCUUAUUGUAAUGGAGUUAAUUUUAUUGAUAAUAAAUUAUGCGCUAUGAAACCUGCCGUCGGGCUAUCGUAGAUUUGUAUCACUUGAAAUUUGGGGACUUCUGUGGAGGCAGAACAAUAAAUAAAUACACUGUAUAUUUUGCAAGAGUUACCUCAUGGCCUACUGACCAAAUUGUUGUGUUGAGAUGAUAUUUAACUUUUUGCCAAAUAAAAAUAUAUUGAUUCUUUUCUA